GUAGCUGUCGCCGCUGACCACACACCCCGCGUGGGCGGCUACUCCGGCCGCAGAAGCGGGAGACGCGGAAGCGGCGGGUGGCCCCGGGGGGGGAGGGAGGGGAGAGGCUCGUGUGGCUCCCUCCUCCUCCGACUACUCGAUAAAGCGGAAGGGAGAGAGAGCGAGAGGAGACAGUACGCACACAACACGGCGCCAGACGAGGCACAAGCCGCCUGGGUCCUCACAGCAGCAGCAACAGCAGCAGCAGAAGCAACAGCAGCAGAAGCAACAACAACAGCAGAAGCAACAACAGCAGCAGAAGCAACAGCAGCAGCAGAAGCAACAGCAGCAGAAGCAACAACAACAGCAGAAGCAACAACAGCAGCAGAAGCAACAACAACAGCAGAAGCAACAACAGCAGAAGCAACAGCAGCAGCAACAACAACAGCAGCAGGGACGUGCCGACAUGCCGUACCGCGAUCGCGAGGGGAACGUGUGUGGCUUUUUGGACCUUGAGGAGACCGAGGGCAGCAGCAGGUUCUUGCGGCGAUUUUUCCAGUUGGACGUUACCACCAACACACUGAGAUGGUACAUGGACAACCCACAGAAUCUUCCAGAUGGCACUGGUCCACUGGGGAACCUUAGCCUCCCUUAUAUCUCUUUGGUUUCAGAUGCUUGCAAACUCAGGCCAAAGGUGGAGAACUGUUUCGUGAUAACCGCCAUCAAGAGGAAGUUCUUUCUGCAGGCAAACGAUGACCGAGACCUGGAGGAGUGGGUCUCUGAGCUAAACAACCUUUGCAAGAUCACGGUGCCUCGACAAUGCUCAUCCCAGCUGGACAGCACCGCGGGCCGUCUGGAGGAAAAGGGUGGCCUCCAUCCGCACCACGGAGCCAAGAAAGCCGGGCCCUACAAGACCGAGGUGAUUGGAGGUGUGGUCAUCAAAUCACAGCUCAGCCAGGAGGAUGAGUCACAGGAAUCUACAGACCGCGGUCACGGAAGGAGGAACCGUUACUCAGCCUCCUCCCUCCCGGCCAUAAAGUCGGGAUACUGUGUCAAGCUAGGAGCAGUGAUGAAGACCUGGAGGAGAAGAUUCUUUGUUCUCAGCGAGCAUUCGUUGAGUUACUACAAAUCUGAGCAGGAUAAGGAACCCCUGAGGUUGAUUCAUCUGAAGGAUGUGAAGAAUGUAAAGCAGUGUGAGCUUGGAGAGCAGAUGAUGCGGGACAAUCUAUUUCAAGUCGUCACUUCAUCCAGGACCUUCUAUGUGCAGGCCGAUAGCCCCAACGACAUGUGGGACUGGAUUCAGGCGAUCAGGAGGGCUUGUGGUAUCACUGGUCGCCUCACGUCCACGGAAUCGGACCCUGGCGUGCAUCCCACGAGCUGGGCAGACCCGGCCGCCACGACGGAGGAGCACGCCGCCACGCGCUCGCUCGCCCCGGCCAGCAUGCCACCGCGCAGCGUGUCGCUGGGCUCGGAGCACAGCGAGGCGUCGCAGGGCGGCGCAGAGAGCGAGCAGCAGUCGAGCCAGGCUGCCGAGUCGGGCUCGAGCCCGGGUUCAAACCCCCCAUACAGGUUUAACUGGGACCUCCUGGAUAGCCUCAGAGCUAGCGUCGUUUAAGUUUACGAUUGAAGUUACGAUAAGUUGUACACGUUGCUCCGCAUCUAGGUCGGCCUUAUGAAAGAGGAAGAUUCAAGUAAAUUAGCGUUCGGUAUUAUGACAUUGUUUCUUAAGUGGCAUGGUGAAUGCAAAUGAGAUGUUUGAUUUGCUAUAGAGUACCCAGUGCAUGUUUUACAAAGUCUCGUGCUUAAUGCCGCUAUGAAAACCAUUAUAAGUCAUUAAAUUGCAUAAAGGUGAUUUUUUUUUAAAUAUGGGACCCAUAAUCCACAGAAAAUUCAAAUCAGUUUUGCGUGUUGAUUUUUAUGCUUAUGUUUGUUUUCACAUGCAUUCUAACAUGUUGUUGCUAAUGUUUAUUAUGUCACGAAUUGAAAUUAUUUACUUCUUCAUAAAUGUAUGCAUAUUUCAUCAAGUAGUGUUACAUAUACCAAAUACUUUUAACGCAUUUAAUAGGUAAUUUAACAGCAUAACUUGUGCUCUUAGACACCGUACUCAUUAACUAAACGCCUAUGCAAUUUUGUUGUAUGUUGAUUUCAUUUUACUUUUACACCCUAUCAAGAUUGUGCACGUUAUUUAGUGGGGUUUCUGUGAUCAAAUCACAAAUUCUGCCAUUAUCAACGGAAUUUGUGAUAUGUUGUAAAACAUGUCACACUGUAAAUGUGCAAAUCGAGUGACGUUUUAAAUUUUCAAAGAUGAAAAAUAAUCACCUACUCAUAACAACAAUGACUUCACCUUGUGAUGUGCCGAAGAGAGACAAUUACCCUAUGGCGUAAGGAACCACAGACAAGUGGGGAAGGCAGCCAGGUGACAAUUUUCUCCCCAAAGUUCUGCAGUCCUCUAUAUAUUAAGGUGUUAUCAGCCAUUUGAUACGCGCUUAUACACGCGGGAGGAGACUGGAGCACCUGCAGAAAACCCAGGCAUGUGAGGGAGUAACACUCGAUCCCAAACGGAACGGACAGAAAUGAGUUGCCGCCUCCUCCUGGCAAGCCAGGAUAUGGCAUCAACUCGACGCUCAUGGAAGAGGAGUUUCACAACAUUUGCGUGACCAACCAACUUUCUCCUUCACAGUGCUGAAAGGAGAGGGUUGGUUGAUCACACAAUAAACAUUUUCUUAACAAGUGCAGGUAAAAUAUGAUAAUUGUUUUUUUACCCUUCUGUCUGGCAACAAAACUGACACCUUUUUACAAGGAGUCA
This is a messenger RNA of Lethenteron reissneri (Far Eastern brook lamprey), 2785 nucleotides long. Its product is annotated as pleckstrin homology domain-containing family A member 1-like. The record is from RefSeq and is a predicted model, not a curated record. NCBI's taxonomy places the organism in Eukaryota, Metazoa, Chordata, Hyperoartia, Petromyzontiformes, Petromyzontidae.